Molecule: messenger RNA, 8194 nt
Organism: Cyprinus carpio (common carp)
Lineage: Eukaryota; Metazoa; Chordata; Actinopteri; Cypriniformes; Cyprinidae
Molecular function (GO): GTP binding
Source: RefSeq, a predicted model, not a curated record
UCAGCGCUUUGUUCCGCUCUACUGUUGUUCCGUGCAUUAAUAGGAAGUCAGUCGCUUACGUUUAAAAGUUAUUGAGGUGUAAAACAAUGUUUUUGUUAAAAAUAUAGCUCAAAAAGAAGAACCAAGGAAGACAAAGACAGAAAGACAAAGAUGGAAAUGCAGAGAGAGGAUCCUUCAUUCUUGGUCAAGAGGCCGCAGGCAGUUGAGGCCAAUGGAGAAAGUCUGAGUCACCAGCCGUCAUCACUUCCUGAACUUCGCUUGGUUCUACUAGGCCGCAAAGGCGCUGGGAAAAGCUCAGCAGGAAACACCAUCCUAGGCCUGGCGGGAGGGUUUGAGACGGGCAAACCGACCGAGGAGUGCGUGAAGAGGCGAGGCGAUGUGGCAGGAAGGCGUGUUACGGUUGUGGAUACCCCAGGCUGGGAAUGGUACUAUUCAGUGAACGGGACUCCUGGUUGGGUGAGGAGAGAAACAAAGCGAAGCAUGUCCCUGUGUCCACCAGGUCCCCAUGCCGUGCUUCUAGUGGUGCGAUCCUGUACUUCAGUGACACCCGACUACCAUCGGCAGAUCGAGGAGCAUCUGGAACUGCUGGGCAAAGCGGUGUGGGAUCACACGCUGGUGCUGUUCACACGAGGGGACGAACUGGGCUCCCUUUCCAUCGAACAGAGGAUUCAAAACGGCGGCAAGGCCUUCCAGACGCUCCUGGAACGAUGCGGGAACAGGUUUCACGUUUUGGAGAACAAGCGGCGUGCUGAUGAUGGAUCACAGGUGAGGGAACUGAUGAGGAAGAUGGAUAAGCUGGUGGAAGAGAGAAGAGGGAGGCAUUAUGAGACGGAUCUGCUGCUUCUGGAGCUGGAGGUGGAGAGCAAACGCAGGGCUCGAGAGAGGAGGAAGAAACAGAGGCUGAUGGAGGCGCAGACGCACAGAGGAAACAUCAGAGCCAUGCUGAUGAACGAUAAUCCGCAAACUGAAGAGCUAGAUGAGAAGAAUCUCUUCUGCAGAGGUUCAAGGCGUCUCCCAGAGCUGAGACUGGUUCUCCUGGGAGAGAGGGAGACGGGAAAAAGCUCCGCCGGGAAUGCCAUCCUUGGAGGACCGGGAUACUUUCAAAGCAGAGAGGCCACCGAGGAGUGUUCAAGACAGCAGACGGAGGUUUCUAACAGACUGGUGACGGUGGUGGAUGUGCCCGGAUGGGAGGGCGGACCAGAGGGAUUUACUCCCGAGAGAGUGAAGCGAGAGAUCGGACUGAGCGUAACGCUGUGUCCACCUGGACCGCAUGCAUUUCUACUGGCAUUGAGAGUGGACGUAAUCAUCCAAGCACAGGCGGUGCGGGAGCAUUUGGAGCUUUUGGGAGAGGCAGUGUGGAGACAUACGCUUCUUUUGUUCACGAGGGGUGACCAGCUACGAGAGGGAGUCACCAUUGAGCAGCACAUCCAAGGAGGAGGAAAGGAUCUUCGUUGGUUGGUGGAACGAUGUUCAAACAGAUUCCACGUCAUCAGCAGCAACUCUUGUUUGGAAUCACAAAAUUCCAAAACACAGAUAACGGAACUUCUGGAGAAGAUCGAGAAGAUGGUGGCGGGAAAUCGAUGCGAGGCAUUCUCACCACUAGUGCAUGAGAUUCAAGAGUUAGGAAGACAAAAGAAUGAGAAAUUCCAGCUGAAGGUCAAGGAGUUUAGCGAUAAGCUUCAACGGCAGGAGGAGGAACUGAAGAAAAUGAAGGAACGAGAGGUCAGGAGCAUUCGGUGGUUUUUCGAAAGACGCAAAAAAGACAAAGUGCAAUCUCCCGGGAAGGCAGAGAGAGAAGAGACGCCGUACCGAGGAGAAGAUGACAGGAGAAGCGUGAUGGGCGAGCUGGAAGAGAGGAUGGCGUGGUUGACGGAAGACAAGGAGCGAGAGUUACAAGAGCUGACCGCUGAAAUGAGCAAAGUCAUGGUGACUCUCCAUCAGGGACUGAAAGAGAAAGAGCAACUGCGGAUGAGAUUGGAGGAGAGAGAGCGAGAGGGGGAAGAACUUAAAGAAAAAGUGGAUGAACUUCAGAUGAAACUGCUGGAAAUGGAGCGCACAGGUGCCGUGAAAGAGCAAGAACGGAAAGAGAGAGAGGCUGAGAUUCAGACUGCACACUUGGAUGAGUUGAAUGAACUUCAAAGCAAACUGCUGGAAGCUGAGCUAGAGAAUGAUAGGAUGAGAGGAAAGGUUGAAGAAACUCAAAAAGAGAUGGAUGCAUCACAAAGCAGGUAUGAAGAAGAGGUUGUUUGGCAAAAGCAAGAGAUGGAGAAGAAACUGAAAGAAAAGGACAAUGAAACUGAAAACAUUUUAAGAGAAAUCGAGAAGGUGAAACUGAACGCUGAGAGCAGAGAAAGAGAACAAAGCCAGAGAUUCAGUGAGCAAGUUGAGAAGAGAGAGAAAGAGAUGGACAAGAUGAGAGAGGGGAUAGAGAUGAUGACACAAGAGAUGGAGCAGCUACGGAUGUCCUAUCAGGAGCAAGUGAAAACCACAGAAGCUGAGAGAGAAAUGCAUAGAGAAACUGUGGAAAAAUACAACACCCUCAUUGAUAAACUCGUAGGGAAAGAUGAGGAAAUAGAGCGAACGAUGAGAGAGAAAGAAAAGGAGCUACAUCAAAAUGUUGAAACGCAAAAGAAACUUCAGCAAAAAGAUGACGAAAUAGUCUUAUUAAGUCAAAGAGAUCAGCAAAAAGAGCAAGAAAUGGAGACAUUGAAGCUAAACAUUACAGAAAAACAGAGGGAUUUAAAAAGGUUAAAAGACACCGUCCAGGCAAAUGCUGAAAAACAUGCAGCUGAACUUCAAGUUUUGAAGGAAGAGAUGAAAACAAAAGAAGACGAAAUAGACAAAUUAAUACAAAGAGACUUGGAGAAAGACAAAGACAUUGACAAACUAAAGCAAAACAUUAGCGAAAAACAAACUGAUAUUGAAAAGUUAAAAGACAGUAUUGAAGAAAAUGCAGCUCAUCUAAAACUUCUCCAGGAAGAAUUGAAGGCAAAAGAAGAGGAAAAUGAAAAAUUGAGACAAAGAGACCAGGAGAAAGAACGAGACAUUGACAUGCUUGGGCAAAACAAUAGCAAAAAACAGAAAGACAUUGAAAAGUUAAGAGACGAUAUUGAGGCACAUAUCCAAGAAAGUGCUGCUAAACUCAAGCAUUUAGAGGAAGAGCUGGAAAUAAAAGAAGAGGAAAUAACCAAAUUUAGACAAAGAGACCAGGAGAAAGAACGAGAGAUUGACAUGCUUGGGCAAAACAAUUGCAAAAAACAGAAAGACAUUGAAAUGUUGAGAGACAAUAUUGAGGCACAUAUCCAAGAAAGUGCUGCUAAACUCAAGCAUUUAGAGGAAGAGCUGGUAAUAAAAGAAGAGGAAAUAACCACAUUAAGACAAAGAGAGCUGGAGAAAGACACAGAAAUUCACACACUUAAGAAAAACAUUAUUGGCCAACAGCAGGACGCUGAAAAAAUAAAAGACAGCCUGCAGUCGAAUAUUGAAGAAAGGGCUGCACAACUGAAGCUUUUAGAGGAAGAAUUCAAAAGAAAGGAAAAUGAAAUCAUCCAAUUAAGAGCAAGAGACCUGGACAAAGACAGAGAAAUGAACACAAUGCGUGAAAACAUUAGCGAAAAACAGAAAGAGUUUGAAAAGUUAAGAGCGAGUAUUAAGGCACAUGCUGAGGAAAGUGCAGCUAAACUAAACCAUUUAGAGGAACAACUACAAACAAAAGAGGAUGAAAUAACCAAAUUAAAACAAAAAGACUUGGAGAAGGACAAAGAAAUGGACACACAGCUGCAAAACAUCAACGAAAAACAUAGAAGAGAAAUAGAAAAACUGGAAAACAUCAUUCAAGCAAAUACUGAAGAAGCUGCUGCUCAACUAAAACAUCUAGAGGAAGAGUUUGAGGCAAAAAUAGAGGCCUACAAAAGAAAGAAUGCAAUGAUGGAAGAGGAGAUGGAAAACAUAACCAAACAGCAAAAGGAAGCAGAAAGAUGCUCAGAUGAGCUGAGACAACAGAUCAGGGACGAGCAAGAACAAAACAAUGUCCUACAAAACAUGAACGCAGGACUGGGAAAUAAAUUAGAAGAGCUGAAGCGCAAAUGUGAGGGCUAUGAAAGAGAUCUUCAGACUUCAGUUAAGCACUCUGAGAAACAGACGAAAGAAAUUAGAGGGUUAGAACAAAAGAUAGAUGAGUUCAAACAGCUGCUGGAAGAGAAGGAGAAAGAGAAAGAGAGCGAUAUGCAAGACAUGAAGGCAUAUUAUGAGAAAAGACUAAGAGAAAGGCAUGAAGAGCAUGAGAUGAGCAUGAUAGAGAGAGAGCAAGAACUUCACAGGAGAGAGAGGGAGGUAGAAAAGAAGGAAGAUAAAUUAGCACAAAGCAAACAAGAUUUGUUAAUUAGAGAGGAUGAAGUGAAUAGACGAGAACAGGAUUUGGAGGAGCAAAUGUACAAGAUAAGAGAAGAGGAGAAGAAUCUAGAAAACGAGAGUCAGAAUAACAAACGUCUGGCUGCAGAUCUGGUGCAAAUGAGAGAGGAGAUUGAAAAAAGAGCUGAAGAGUUUAUGGAUAGAGAGGAACAUUUAAAGGCACAGGAACAGCAGAUAAAAUGUAAAAAGGAAGAGCUACAAGCAAUGGAGAAGAUAUUGGAGACCAAGGAAAGGGAAAUAAAAGAUCUGACUGAAAAGCAGGAGAAAAAUAUGGAAAAUCUUAGACAGCAGAUGGAAAGAAGAGAACAUGAGCUGCUGGAAAUGGAGGCGAAUUUUGUUAAAGAGCAAUGCAGUCUUAAGGAAGAACAAAAAUCUUUGGAGAUGCUCAGAGCGAAUCUGGAAACUAGAGAAAAUGAACUUAAUAAACGCGAGCAGAUGUGGGAAGUGAAAUCCCAAGAGCUUUCAAAGAUCUCGGAGGAAUUUGAAAAUAACAAACACAAUGGAGAAUGUCAAGCCGAGUUGAGUAAUAAGGAAUAUGAUCUUCUGCAAAAAAUAAAUGGACUGCAGAUAAAGGAGCAAGAACUUGUCCAGAAGGAGCAGGACCUCGAACUCAAAGGUCAAAGGCUGAUGGAGCAACAUCGAGAUAUGGAAAAUAAGCAGCAAAACCAGACAGCUUCAUUUGAUGAACUCGAGAGCAUUAGAGAAGCAUUAGGAAAAAGGGAGCAAGAGCUAAUAAAAGGCGAAGAAGCUCUUUCUCAAAGAGAGCAGAAGCUAAAGAGUGAAGAAAUCUAUUUGGAGAAACGACAGGAAGUCAUGCAAAAUAGGGAACAAAAGCAUGAAGACAUGUUGAGCAGUCUGAAGAAACAGCAGGAUGUUUCGAAAGACAGAGAACGUUCUUUAGAUACCAGAGAAACAGAACUGCGACAACGGGAAUCAGAGCUCGCUAUGAGAGAUAAUAGCAUGACGGAUAAACACACACUUUUGCAGAACCAAGAAUUAGAUCUGAAAAAGAAAGCAAGCGAUGUAGAGAACAAAACACAAAUGCUAGAGCUCCUGAAAACAACACUAGAUGGAAGAGAGAAAGAGCUUGAGGAACGUCAAAACCAACUGGACAGCAAAAUGCUGGAGCUAAAUAGUGAACAAGACAAGAUGAAAAGGAAGCGAGAGGAACUUGAGAAAUGGGAGAAGUAUUUGUAUAACACAGAGCUCAAAUGGAUGCACAAAGAGUCUUUCUCAGGGUAUCAGCGAUUGACAAACAGUGCUGAAUUUAACGCAAAACGAAUUGAAGUCGAAGACAUCCAUCGAAUGCAUCAGGAAGCAGGAGUAGAUGGUGGCGUUUGUGAUGCAAAAGACACAAGAAGUGACGUGCGAAUGGAGUUGGCUACUAUGAACCGUGCAAACAACAGAUCGGUAAAGAACCAAAGGGUUAAACAAACACUGGAGGCCAAGCAAAAAGAGGAAGAUGGUGAAAGUGACAACUCUGAUGACGAAAGUGAGGAAGACUUCUUUGAAUCUUCAAGCACCAGUUUCCAACCUAAUUUACAUACACCCCGGCCUGUGUCUGAGCUUAGGCUAAUGAUUUUAGGAGACUCCUGGUCGUCCCGUCACCCAGCGAGAUGCACUAUUGUGGGGCCUGAUGCAGAUAGAAGCAACCCUUGGAGGGGAGAGAUAUCCGGCAGACAGCUCUCUAUCGUAGAGCCUCAGGGCCUGAAAUGGAGAUCUGGGUCUGACAGUAAAGACACCUUUCAAAAACACCUCUCUCAAAGCGCCUCUCUGUGUCAGCCUGGACCACACGCCUUCAUCCUGGUGAUUCCUGCUUACGUGUCCUUCACUGGUCAGUACAGGCAUGCAGUGGAACGUACCAUGUCUGCAAUAGGAAAAGCAUCAUGGAGGCACACUAUCAUUCUGCUCACCUGGGGGGAAACAUUAGGAGAGCGUGUCCAGCAGCAUGUGAAGAGAAACAGCGACCUGGAGCGGCUGGUCCGAAAGUGUGGGAACAGAUGCCAUGUGCUUAACAAUGGAAACCGGAAAUCUGAUGUGGUGAAUUUACUGGAGAAGGUUGAGGAGAUGCUGGGGGGAAACAAUGGACAAUACUACAAAAUAGACUGAAAACGAGCGUUAAGCAUUUAAACCGAGCUUUUAUGGCUGUGAAUAAUAUGUAAAUUGUGAAAAAUCCAAUAGAUUGAUUUGAGAUUCUUGGCUUUAAACAUUAUUUAUGUAAUUAGAAUUAACUACAAAAAUAAAAUAAACAAUUUUCAAAUGACUUUCCUUUAGGAGGAAAAAUUUAUUUUGGACAAGAGUAAGAGAAUUACAGCAAUACAUGUGAGUAUUAUGUAAAUCACACACUUACCAGACGAUGGCGCGCUUGUAUUAGAUGUUCCUCUCAUUGGCUGCACAAUCAAUACUGUUAUUCAUAGUGUUUUGUAAUCUUCAACUAAUCUGUUAGCAAAUAUGAGGAACAAACGCUCUUUUCUCUGUUUUUGAUACCAUCCCAUGAGGAAAACACAUGAUUAAUUUCCAAACCGCCCCAAGUAAACAGACAUAGGAUAUUUUAUGUGCAACUAUCAUUUCAGUCUAAAAAUUAAUCAUUAAAAUUUAGCCCCACUCCUCAUAAUGUGUAGCGAGAAUUGGAAAGAUAAAAAGACGACAAAUUAGUUAACACGAUUCAAACAUAUUCAGGAAUACUCCAGAACAUAGAAUGGAUUUUCCAUUAGUGCCUCAGCAAGUGGAGUCUUGCUGCGCAUCCGCUGAGAUUCUGACAGGUAAAUUAUUACCUUUAAAAAGGGGUCUGUUUCCUCUGAAAGAGAAACUCUUUCCAUCGAGUGAAAAACACACAUUUGAAAUGGAAUUCUUUUUUUAUGGCCCUCACACAGCAAACCCAAACGUUUACAUAUAAUCUGAGGUAAUUGCGCGAUGGCGUCGGAUAUUCCUCCGCCUCGCCAUUACACGAGUCAAGCGGGUGAAAUGUUGAAAAAUAGUUCUUCAGCAGCGUUUCAUCUUCCCCCACAACGUUUGUAUCUGUCUGCAGGGGGCCUAUUUUUAAGUCGUUGAAAGAAUCUAUAAUUUAUCACUUAUGACAUCGAGUAGAGAUUUUAUUUUAUCAGACCACAUUGUGAUUUAGGGAAACACUUCAAUUAGAGGAAAAUAAUAUGCAAUCUAACUGAAAGUGUGUCUGAGUGCAUUAGUCGACUCCUUCCAUUUGUCCAUUAAUUGUUAUUUUGGGGUUUCUAGUCAUUAUCUGCACUAUAGCCUUUUAAGGUAAUGAACACGGCCAUGCUAACAUCAUUUCACCAGCAUAAACUUCUAAUUUCAGUCUCCUCUUCAACCACUAGACUGAUGUGCAUUCAUUGCUGUGCUUAUUGAAUGAAUCCAGCCAUCUCUAAUGGAUGAUAAAACCUCUUGACAAUUCUAAUUAGCCUAGAUUCACAGCAAUUACCAUAUGUCCAUUUCUCUUUCGGUCAGAUCAAAUCAAGCAGUGCUGAGGUUUUUAUAUGUCAGGAUGUAAAGCACUUCAUUCAUGUUUCACGUUCUAAUUACGUCGUUUUAGUUUGUCUGCAUGAAACUUUUCCAAAUGAAUGUCAAUGUUUCCAAUUUUCCAAUACUCAAAAUCACAUGUCAGUAGUAGGCUAUCGGUUUAUUAUCAUUUCUCUCCUAAAUACAGUGACUCUUAGAGACGUAAUGCAGAACGUAUAACAGAACAUGUAGACUAACAGACAAAUUUACAAAGUUCAUUAUUGCACUAAUGCAUGACACAGCAGCAAUAAAUGUGAUCAUAUUAAACAAU